CUUGGCCAAUAAAACCUGAUUCUGAUUCUGAUUCUGUAUUGAUGACAAACUUCAUGCAAAGGCGUAGUCUGUAUUGAUGGUAUUACUAACUGCAUGCGGUGGCACAGUACUGUAGAUAACUAUAAUACCAGAAAGCCACCCACUUCCAGAUGAGAUACAAGUCUAGCAAAUAGCCCAUCAAUCAUAGAAUCAAACAUAAAAAUAUGUUUCAGUGUUGCAGGACUUGUAAACAAGAUAGAGGAGAAGAGAGAGGAUGUUUUAAAAAUAUAUAGUUUCUAAUAUUAUAGGAGACAUUCAAAGGAUCCAGUCAAACAAAAGAAAGAAGACUGAGGAAAAAAGAAACAAAGAGAGACAUAACAAUCACUCCCAGUGCAGGAAGACUUCAUACCAGAAAUGACAUCAGCGACUGGACACCAGAGAGAAACGACAUGAAUGCUCUCAGUGUUUCAAAACCUUUGCUGGCCCUUCCGCCCUGGCAGUUCAUCAACGAAUACACACAGGAGAAAAGCCCCAUCAGUGCAGUACAUGUGGGAAGCGUUUCAGAAGUAACUCACAUCUCACCGUCCAUAACAUAAUCCAUACCGGAGAAAAGCCACAUCAGUGUUCUCAGUGUGGAAGGGCCUUUAAUCAAAUGUGCAAUCUCAAGAGACACCAGAAGAUCCAUAUUGGGGAAAAGCUGUAUCGGUGUUCAACAUGUGGGAUGAGUUUCAGGAGUAGCUCAAAACUUACCACCCAUCAGCUGACACAUACAGUAGGAAAGCCUUAUCAGUGUUCUCAGUGUGGAAAGGCCUUUAAUCAAAUAUCUGAGCUCAAGGUUCACCAGGAAAUACAUAGCAGAGAAAAGACUUAUCAGUGUAGUACAUGUGGGAAGGGUUUCAGGAGUAGCUCAGAACUCAACGUCCAUCAGAUUAUACAUGCUUUUCCACAUAAGUGUUCUGACUGUGGAAAGGCCUUUAGUCAAAUGUCUCAUCUUGAAGUACAUAAAAAAAUACAUGCAAUUAAAAAGUCCCAUCAGUGUUCUCAGUGUGGAAAGGGCUUUAAGCAAAUGUGUAAUCUGAAAAAACACCAGAGGAUCCAUACUGGGGAAAAGCUGUAUCAGUGUACUACAUGUGGGAAGAGUUUCAGGUUUAGCUCAAAUCUAGCCACCCAUCAGAUUACCCAUGCGGGAGAAAAGCUACAUCGGUGUUCUCAGUGUGGAAAAUCCUUCAAUUUAAAGCAUCAUCUCAAGUUACAUCAGAGGAUCCAUACUGGGGAAAAGCCGUAUUUGUGUACUUCGUGUGGGAAAAGUUUUAGGAGUAGCUCACAUCUCACCACCCAUCAGAUCACGCAUACAGGAGAAAAACCUUAUCAGUGUUCUCUCUGUGGAAAGGCCUUUAAUAGAAUAUCUAGUCUCAAGGUACACCAGAAACUACAUUCAAGAGGAACGUCCCCUCAGUGAAGUACAUGAAGUACCAUGUGCUGGAAAUAAGUGUGUUCAGUGUGGCAGACCCCUGAGUCAAAGGUGUCACCUCAACAUAUGCACUCUAAGAUGUCGGACAUGAGAAAUACCAUGACGGCGUAUACACUUCCACAGAUGCCACCAGAUAUCAGAUCAAACAUACUGGGAGAACCUUACGAAUGCUACAAUAUGUGGAAAAGCUUACCAAAGGAAAACUCUGAUAUGAGUGUUCUCAGUGUGGUCGACCCCUGAAUCAAAGCUGUCAUCUCUUUUAUAUGUAAAAAAGUGAAUAAUGUCCACUUAAUUAAAAAUGGCAAUCACCAGAGAGUCCAUGCUGGGGAGAAACUUUGACUCUGAUCUUAUAUUCAGAUAUAUAUAUACCCAUAGGGUGUUUUAAGUGCAUUGUGUUUGCCUCCUGGUAUGAAAUGUGACGUAUAAAUAAAGUUUGAUUUUAUUUAAA
Molecule: messenger RNA, 1898 nt
Organism: Clupea harengus (Atlantic herring)
Lineage: Eukaryota; Metazoa; Chordata; Actinopteri; Clupeiformes; Clupeidae
Biological process (GO): regulation of DNA-templated transcription
Molecular function (GO): RNA polymerase II cis-regulatory region sequence-specific DNA binding; DNA-binding transcription factor activity, RNA polymerase II-specific
Source: RefSeq, a predicted model, not a curated record